CGAGUUUCUCCUUCCUACAGAUCAAUCUAUUGCAUCAUCGCAUCUUUGACAUGGCGAUCUACACGUUGCUAACAUAUUCGUAAAUCCAUCCAAACAUACCGAAGUUGUAGGGCUUAUAGAUUGGCAAAAUACUGAGCUAUCCCCACUUUACUUCCAAGCCCGCCAACCUCAUAUUAUCGAUUAUAACGGUUCGCCUGUAUUUGGCUUAGAGCGACCUCAGCCACCAAAAGAUAUAGAACAGCUAGACGCAAAUGCGAGGAAACACGCACAGACUUUGUAUUUACAGAAAUCAUUGUGCUCCCUUUAGAACACUUUAACUCACCAUAAAAACCCACAAAUUUACGCUGCGCUUGAGUUCCAGCAAACAACGAGUUAUCUACUCCUACUCCUAGCACGCAAUCUCCUCAUCGAUUGCGAGGCAUCAUAUCUCUCACAAGUAGCCGGGUUAGAACCCAUAUGGGAUACACUUCCAGGAGCCAAAACUUCAGCUUAUCCGUCCUCCUUUUCAACAGAAGAGCGGCAAGUAAUGGAGGCUAAUGUCGAAGGAGUAAUGCGUGGUAUGGAGGCGAUGGAGUCAAUUAAAGAGAGUAUUGGCGAGUUAUUUCCUGAGCAAGGAAUAGUAAGACCAGACCGAUACGAAGAGGCUCUAGAUGCGUUAGAGCAAAUGAGGCACCAAGUCAUUAAAGAAUUUACAACAAGUGAGCAGAAAAAGAGAUAUGGUUGAAGGAAUGGCAUUUUGGAACUUGAGGAGUUUUCUUGUGAAGCUAGGAUAUAGUGAUGGUUAAAUAGUCGUUGCUUUCAAAAGUAAACAAGCUAGAUAAAUUCC
Molecule: messenger RNA, 826 nt
Organism: Sclerotinia trifoliorum
Lineage: Eukaryota; Fungi; Ascomycota; Leotiomycetes; Helotiales; Sclerotiniaceae
Source: the annotation of a GenBank genome assembly